Molecule: messenger RNA, 642 nt
Organism: Spea bombifrons (plains spadefoot toad)
Lineage: Eukaryota; Metazoa; Chordata; Amphibia; Anura; Pelobatidae
Gene: NME4
Product: NME/NM23 nucleoside diphosphate kinase 4
Exons: 5
Coding region: 53-625 (190 amino acids)
Biological process (GO): UTP biosynthetic process; GTP biosynthetic process; CTP biosynthetic process
Molecular function (GO): nucleoside diphosphate kinase activity
Source: RefSeq, a predicted model, not a curated record
ACCGGCAAAGAGUUGAGCAGCGGCCGGGAGCAGCGUUAGUUUGCCGGGCGCGAUGAACUUCUUACGGCCGCUCGUCCUGCGGGGUCUGGUCCGCUGCGGGGGGCCCCAUGUCCGGAUCGUGGAUCCCAGCAGGGCCCACUGCCCCUUCUACAGCACUGUGCCGUCGGGUCUCCAGGAGAGGACGCUCAUAGCUGUGAAGCCCGACGGGGUCCAGAGGCGACUGGUCGGCGAAGUCAUCAGACGCUUCGAGCGGCGCGGCUUCAAACUAGUGGGCAUGAAACUUCUGCAGGCAUCAGAAGUCAUCCUAGCUGAACAUUAUCAUGACCUUCGUAGAAAGCCCUUCUACCCUUCGCUCAUAAGAUAUAUGGCUUCAGGACCUGUGGUCGCCAUGGUCUGGGAGGGGAACAAUGUGGUAAAAUCCUCCCGGCUGAUGGUUGGAGACACGGACUCUGCGCAGGCCAAGCCGGGCACCAUUCGGGGGGACUAUAGCGUUCACAUCAGCAGGAACGUGAUUCAUGCCAGUGACUCUGCGGAAGUUGCUGAACGGGAAAUCAGCCUGUGGUUUAACAGCACCGAGCUGGUCAACUGGGAGACUUCAGAUCACGGCGACUUGUGUCAACUUUGACGUUCCUUUAUGGCCAC